AUGGGCAAAUACGACCUCCCGGCAGAAAUCGAGUACGCGCUGAAUAAAACACAGAGCUCCAUGUUAAGUUUUGUGGGUCAUUCGGAGGGAACGACACAAGCGUUCGUGGGUUUCUCCUUCGACCAGGAACUCGCGCAAAAAGUUUCUUACUUCGGAGCACUGGCUCCGGUCGCGUGGACUGGCCACUUGACAGCAAAAAUCUUUAAAGGGAUGGCAGACGUGCACCUCGAUAAACUAUUCCAGACGUUUGGCAUCUCCGAGUUCAUUGGGAAAAGCACUUUUUUUCAAGAAAUGAUCGCCGGGUUUGCUUGCACUGUAGUCGACGAGCUUUGCGACUCUGCGAUCGCUCUAAUUGCUGGUCCAUCCGUCAGUACGAACACUUCACGGAUACCAGUUUACAUUUCACAAACGCCAGCAGGGACGUCAGUUAAGAACAUGGCUCACUACGCACAGAAUGUUCGUGACGAGACUUUUGCACGCUAUGACUACGGCUGCAAGUGCAAACGGGACUUGGGUAUUGACGAAUGCUCCGAGAGCAAAUGUAAGAACAAGAAAGUGUACGGCAGCUUCGAUCCACCGCCGCUCCCCCUUGAAAAGAUGGUGUACCCUCGGACAGGUUUCUUCCUUGGAUCCGCAGACACCCUUGCGACGGCAACAGAUAUCGAGCAACUUCGCGACGCAUUGCCGUCGGGUACUAUCGUGCACGAACGUGCAGUUAAGGAGUACAGCCACUUGGAUAUGGUAUGGGCUUACAACGCCAACGAAAAACUAUACCAGGACUUGAUCGCACAGCUGGACAAGUACCAGGGAGUUGGUUAUACAGGCAUACCGGAACCAACCGGAUCAGGUAGCGAUAUGAAUUCAGCAUCUGUUGGAUCAGAGAUAGAUGAUAUUAUUGAGUCGAGGACUUCAUUCUCGUUCCGCCAACUAGACUAA
Messenger RNA from Phytophthora infestans T30-4, 936 nucleotides. Its product is annotated as lysosomal acid lipase/cholesteryl ester hydrolase, putative. The record is from RefSeq and is a predicted model, not a curated record. The coding region runs from base 1 to 936 and encodes 311 amino acids. NCBI's taxonomy places the organism in Eukaryota, Oomycota, Peronosporomycetes, Peronosporales, Peronosporaceae. The transcript has a single exon.